AUGUCGAUCUCCGGUGGUGCUGUCGUCGCCGGCGGGAACAUGGGGAGGAGCCACCUGUACCUCGGCGAGAACCGUGUCUACUACCCGCCACCGUUGCGGAAAUACAGAGAAGAACAGGAACAUGAGGAGGAGCAGAGGUCAACGUUGUCAGAGAACAGACCCGGUUCAUCUUCAGAUUGCUCUGUUUCUUCGAGUGGAACAACGUGUGAUGUCUCCAACUUGUGUCGGUUUUUGGAGCACACCACGCCACAUGUUCCCGCCCAAUAUUGUCGGUCAAGAGAGUGUGACUCUGAAUCAUCUAGAGAGACAAGCAGGGAUAGCAGCAAUGGCUGUUCUGAUGAAAAAAGGACAAAGAGUGUUCAUGGCACUUGGAACCAACCUAACUCGUCGGAUGCAAGCAAUCACAGUUCAAAAAGAGUUUCACUAAGAAGUAAACCUUCAACAAGUGAUGAGACCGAGAGCAGCAACCCACCCGGUCAGCUUAUAUUUGAAUACUUCGAGCACGAAAUACCUUAUAAUCGUGAGCCAUUAGCAGAUAAGAUUGCUGACCUUGCAUGUCAGUUUCCCGAGUUGAAGACAUACCGAAGCUGUGAUCUUUCCCCAGCAAAUUGGUUGAAAGCUUCUGUCUGGGAUCUUGAUGAGGUUUCUGAAGGUCAAAAAGCCGAUUCUCUGUUGCGAGCCGCUGAUAACUUUCAAUUUGCUUCAAGCCUUUAA
Messenger RNA from Glycine soja, 714 nucleotides. RefSeq lists its product as uncharacterized. Bases 1 to 714 code for a protein of 237 amino acids. The transcript is spliced from 4 exons. The record is from RefSeq and is a predicted model, not a curated record. Lineage: Eukaryota; Viridiplantae; Streptophyta; Magnoliopsida; Fabales; Fabaceae.